AUGAUGUACAAAUGUUCAUUUAAUGAUAUACCAUGCUCAGUGAAUGAUUUCAUUCCGUUUACAUCAUUCGUCUAUGGUCUCUGCUAUACAUUCAAUGCAGCAUUGCAAAAUAAUACCGAUCGAACUAUAGUUUAUGCAAACCAAUAUGGUGGUGAUGGGAAACUCUCUAUAGGUCUUUACAUACAUAGUCACCAGUAUGUACCUUCUCUAAUGGAAGGAUUUGGUGCUGUGGGUCUACUUCAUGAUAAUACACAACUGCCAAGUAUUGAAUCAGCUGGUGUUGAAUUAGCGUCAGGAAAAAGACAUAAGCUGGGAUAUAGAAAGAAGACAACUUAUCUACUAUCUUCGCCUUACACAACAUGCACUAAUAAAAUACCUCAAAAUAUGCAAGCCAUGCUUGAAUAUUACAAUAAUACUAAUUAUGGCUAUUCAGAAAUGUUAUGCUAUCAACUUUGUGGACAGAGUUAUUGCUCAGAAUGUUUACAAGAAUGCGUAAUAAAAGAAUUUAUUGUACAAACUUCUUCACUAUCACUACCAGGGAAAUGGGAAAUGGAAAAAAUAAAGAAGUUUGUUGAAAAUUCUACGGUUCCAUUACCGACAAACUGGUCUAGUAUAUGGGAAGAUGAAAUUCGUGAAAAUUAUCUUACUAUCAAUGUUGUACGUGAAACAAGUGUUGUCGAAAAUAGUACACAAUCAUCGAGCAUGGGUGUAGUUGAUGUUUUUUCAAACAUUGGCGGUCAAACUGGCCUAUGGAUUGGCAUCAGUUUUCUUUCUAUCAUGGAGCUAAUAGAAAUGCUCUAUAGAUUGAUUCGAAAUGAGUUUUAUAUUAUUCGAAGAAAGUUGCAAACUAAUUAA
This is a messenger RNA of Rotaria sp. Silwood2, 855 nucleotides long. The record is from the annotation of a GenBank genome assembly. Lineage: Eukaryota; Metazoa; Rotifera; Eurotatoria; Philodinida; Philodinidae.